AUUGAAUUAGCGCCAAGCCAUCGAGCCUACCUAGAGUUUCGCCAAGAGAGAAAAUAAUCGAAAAUUACAUAUUUUAGUAACCAAACAUGAAUUCCGCUGUAGUCGCCACUUUGUGUGUUCUCUUCCUCUAUGUGCAUCAAGCCUCGGCUACUGGAGACAGUUCUUGCCUCAACUUUACCUUCUCAAAUAUCCUGGGUCUGGGAAAGUGCUUAGGCCCAACUGCUGACCUCUGUACUUCAAAUAGCCAAGCCGCUGUGGACCUAAUUGGAAACCUGGUUUUGUGUGCUCUGGAUGGCAUCGGGGACCUGAAUGUUGGGUCCCAGCUCUAUCUGAUAUUCCAGGGUCUGCUGGUUACUUUUGAGAGACUCAACCUCGGCAUAGGAAAGGAUCUGAUCAGUGGACUCUGCGGUCUUCUUGCAAGCCUGCUGGGGACGACUUGCAGCCUGACCGAAUUAGAUCAGACAACAUUGUGCGACGAACCCCUUGAUUUGAAUCUUCCGAGCGUCCUUGGGGUCGGGGAGUGUUUCGGGACGCAGUUGCAAGUUUGCGACCAAGGACAACUUGUGACUGUAGGUCUCGUGGAGAUUCUUUUUAAUUUUAUCCUGUGUAUGUUGGGCAAGCUGAACGACGCCAAUCUGGGGUCAAUUUUGGGAAAUAUUGUCUGCAGCAUGUUCAAUAUUUUGAACAAGAUUCUUGGGACGUCCUUUAUUACGACGCUGCUCAGCGGUAUUCUUGGUAUAAAUUGUUGAACAUGGCCAUAUGAACAAUAAUUGGUUGCCAAGACGCAGCGAAUUUCUUCAAUGCCACCAUAAAUAAACACCGAAACUUCUACCAUAAC
This is a messenger RNA of Ixodes scapularis (black-legged tick), 838 nucleotides long. RefSeq lists its product as uncharacterized. The transcript has 10 exons. NCBI's taxonomy places the organism in Eukaryota, Metazoa, Arthropoda, Arachnida, Ixodida, Ixodidae. Bases 87 to 749 code for a protein of 220 amino acids. The record is from RefSeq and is a predicted model, not a curated record.